CCGCGUGCCGAAUUGCAAAAGAAAUGUCGGUAUCUUCGUCCACACAGGGAAAACAAGUUAAAUUUUACCCUUCCAGCUCGGCCAGCUCUGAUAGGUAAUUACCAAUCGCUGUGCUUAAAAGUGAACAAAUUUAUUUUAACAAAGUGAUCGGCGAACACAUAACUACAUACAUAUAUGGAUACAGUAUCUAAAUUCACUCUUGUUGUUUUUGUUUUAAUUGCUGUCACUGUGCAAGGCAGGCAUUCAGUGCGCAAUAAACGAUUCAGCGGCACAAUAGUAGAAUUUAUUAAUGAAAAGUAUAAAAAAUAAAUACAAUUUAAACAUAACUACCUUGACAAAAUCAUAUAAACAUGGUUUCCUGUUUCGCGUUAAUAAAACACUAAUCCUAUACAAAGAAACUGCAUCUACAUAAGUACAUAUACAUUUGUGCAAUCAGCCAGACUGGCAGACACAGAGUGCAACACGCGGCGGAUUAUUUUAGCUUCUGAUUCACUUUAAUCUGGAUAAAAUAAGACGCGUAAAAAAUUAAUUAGUGUGUAGAAAAAUUUGCCACAGUCGGUCGAAAAACGUAUGAAUUAGAUUAUAAUUUUGCAUUCAUAUAUACUGUACUGGCAAAAUAAAAUUUAAUUUUGCUCCAGCUUUUUGCUGUGCAGUGCAUAAGUGUUGGAUUGGUAUUCACUGCGUGCUUAAGUUUUUCUUUAAGACCGGUGAAUAUUCUAUAUUGUUGCGAGAUCGCUUGUUUUUUUGUCUCCUAGUUCUUAAAAAAUCAUGAGUGGAGAAGUGACUAUGCCACAUAAUGGAAUAUGCAAAAGUGAUAUCUUGAAGAAAAUUGACAGCGACACGGAGAUGCCCCUCAUCGAGCAGCCUGUUAAAAAACUACCUGAUGAUCGCUCAGACUUAACGGAGCAACUUUAUGUUGAUCCAAAUCUAUAUGUUGACAUUGGUAAUGGGGAUUAUUGUUGCCCCGCCUCACCUACCACUGUGCCCGGUCGAAUAGUGUCAUCAAAUUCAUUGGAGUCACCAGCACGUACCACUCCAUCACGACCGGCGCGCCGCCAACGCACUACUUCAGUGAAUAGUCAAUCGACCACCGCCAAUCCGGCAGAGUGCAUAAUCCGUGCCAAUAACCGUACUAUUUACACAGCUGGACGACCACCAUGGUACAAUUGUGCCGGGCAGCAAGUAGAACCAUUCGUUAUUGGAGUUUGCGGUGGCAGCGCAUCCGGUAAAACAACAGUUGCACAAAAAAUCAUCGAGAGCUUAAGCGUACCAUGGGUGACAUUGCUGUCCAUGGAUUGUUUCUACAAGAUAUUAACAGAGAAACAACAUGAACAGGCGUUAUUGAACGAAUACAAUUUCGAUCAUCCAGACGCAUUCGAUAUAGACUUAUUGGUGGAGGUGUUAACGAAACUAAAAGAGGGCCGCAUGGUGGAAGUGCCCAUAUAUAAUUUUGUAACACAUUCACGUGAAUCAAAGACUAAAACUAUGUAUGGCGCUAAUGUCAUAAUUUUUGAGGGUAUUUUAGCAUUUCACAGCCCAGAAAUACUUAAACUCUUAGAUAUGAAAGUAUUUGUAGACACUGAUGCAGAUAUACGUUUAGCAAGGCGUCUAAAGAGAGACAUUUCACAACGUGGGCGCGAUCUCAGUGGUGUACUUAAGCAGUAUUUAACCAUGGUGAAACCUUCUUAUGCCAAUUAUAUAGCGCCAACAAUGGCUCAUGCUGAUAUUAUCGUGCCACGCGGCGGCGAAAAUAAAGUAGCCAUACAUCUCAUCGUGCAACAUGUGCAUACACAAUUACAAUUGCGUGGCUUUAAGUUGCGUGAAACAUUAGUGAAUUCCUAUAAAGAUCAACCAAUGCCAGAGUCGCUACAUCUACUGCCACCAACACCACAAAUCAAAGGACUGCAUACUUUUAUACGUUGUCGUAGCACUUCGAGAGAUGAAUUCAUAUUCUAUUCUAAACGUCUUAUACGUCUGGUUAUUGAAUAUGCAUUAAGCCUUUUCCCAUUUAAAACAACGACUGUGGAAACACCCCAAGGCGUGCUCUACGAAGGAAAACGUAUGGGUUCUCGUAAAAUAUGUGGCGUAUCUAUAUUGCGUGCUGGCGAAACAAUGGAACAGGCUAUAUGUGAUGUUUGCAAAGAUAUACGUAUCGGCAAAAUUCUUAUUCAAACUAAUCGUAACACUGGUGAACCAGAGUUAUACUAUUUGCGAUUACCUAAAGAUAUCAAGGAUUACAAAGUCAUUCUAAUGGAUGCCACAGUGGCUACAGGUGCUGCUGCUAUGAUGGCUUUACGCGUAUUGCUUGAUCAUGAUGUACCAGAGGAGAAUAUAAUAUUAGCUUCUUUGUUGAUGGCCGAAAUCGGUGUUCAUUCGAUUGCGUAUGCUUUUCCAAAAGUAAAAAUUGUGACAUCUGCACUGGAUCCUGAAGUAAAUGAUAAGUUCUACGUGAUACCCGGUAUUGGUAAUUUCGGCGAUCGCUAUUUCGGUACUGAACCUUCUGAUGACUACCUUUAACUAUUUAGAUUUAAAAAAAUUAAUUUAAUAAAAUAAAGAAAAGUAAUUUGAAUGGAA
Molecule: messenger RNA, 2574 nt
Organism: Bactrocera neohumeralis
Lineage: Eukaryota; Metazoa; Arthropoda; Insecta; Diptera; Tephritidae
Product: uridine-cytidine kinase-like 1
Exons: 8
Coding region: 769-2517 (582 amino acids)
Cellular component (GO): cytoplasm
Molecular function (GO): ATP binding; kinase activity
Source: RefSeq, a predicted model, not a curated record